Molecule: messenger RNA, 2586 nt
Organism: Miscanthus lutarioriparius
Lineage: Eukaryota; Viridiplantae; Streptophyta; Magnoliopsida; Poales; Poaceae
Source: the annotation of a GenBank genome assembly
AUGGGCAUGGCUGCUCCGCGCGCGCCGCUGCCUCUCCCCAAGCUGCUGCUCCUCGUCGUCGCCGCGCUCCUCGCCGCCGCUCCCCUCCUUAGGGAGGCCGGGGCGGACGAGUUCGACGUCCGCCGCCACCUCUCCACCGUCACCAGGUAUGAUGUGGCCAGAGAGUCCAGUAGUGUCAUCUCCAUGCCGUCAGUCCCAGAUGGGUGCCGUGUCAUUCACCUCAAUCUAGUGGCAAGACAUGGGACUCGCGCUCCUACCAAGAAGCGAAUCAAGGAGCUGGAUAGAUUGGCAGUUCGACUGGAAGCCCUCAUGAAAGAGGCAAAUCAGGGCCUUGAUAGUGAUUCUCUGAAGAAAAUUCCAUCCUGGAUUAAAGGCUGGGAAUCACGUUGGAAGGGUAGGACUAAAGGUGGUGAGCUGAUUAGUGAAGGGGAAGAGGAGCUGUACAAUUUAGCUACCAGAGUGAGGGAGAGGUUUCAAGAUCUACUUGACGACGAAUAUCACCCUGAUGUAUAUUCAAUAAGAGCAACUCAGGUUCCUCGAGCAUCAGCUAGUGCAGUGGCAUUUGGUUUGGGACUACUUUCUGGGAAAGGAAAGCUUGGACAAGGGAAGAACCGUGCCUUUUCUGUUCUGAGUGAGAGUCGCGCAAGUGAUAUUUGUCUGAGAUUCUUUGACAGCUGUGAGACAUACAAGGCAUACAGGAAAAGGAAGGAGCCUGAUGUAGAGAAGCAAAAGGCGCCAAUUCUAGACCAUGUCACAGCUGCAGUUGCCAAUCGUUAUCACCUAAAAUUUACAACUCAGGAUGUUUCUUCCCUCUGGUUUCUUUGUAAGCAGGAAGCAUCUUUGUUGAAUAUAACCAAUCAAGCUUGUGGGCUUUUCAAUGAAGCUGAGGUUCGUUUUCUAGAGUGGACAGAUGAUUUGGAGGGUUUUGUUCUAAAAGGCUAUGGUGAGUCAAUUAACUAUAGGAUGGGACUGCCUUUGCUCAAGGAUGUUGUCCAGUCAAUGGAAGAAGCAAUCAUAGCUAGAGAAGAGAACCGCCCUGAUGGUACGUAUGAAAAGGCAAGGCUCCGAUUUGCACAUGCAGAAACUGUUGUUCCUUUUAGCUGCCUUCUCGGUCUUUUUCUUGAAGGUCCAGACUUUGAGAAGAUACAGAGGGAGGAAGCGCUGGACCUACCCCUUUGCCGCCCAAGAGGGAAAACUGGAAAGGCAGUGUUGUUGCGCCUUUUGCUGGGGUGCGGCAACAAAGAUUUCUGUCCAUUCGAGGAAUUCAAGGAGAAGAUUGUGAAACCGCACCUGAAGCACGACUACAACAUGAUAUGCAAGAUCAAAUCCCCGGCGGCAAGCGAGGAGGCCGCCUCGUUCCCCUCCAGAGUGUCCAGUUUCUUCCUAGGACUCUUCUCGCAGAGAGGGCACCGCGCCGUGGGCGCUGAAGGCGUCAAGACCGAGCUCUGUACUGUGCCAUUUACUACUCUGCUGCAAGUGUGCAAGGCUGUGAUGAGUGUGCGAGCCUGUGAGGCUGAGAGUGAUUUUUCAAUGGAAAAAUCCAAAAGAGACUUCGAGAGGCGGGUAGUACCAACCGCAUCCCUAGAGAUCGAGAUGGCAAGCGGGGAAGAAGGCAAGGGGGAGACGGUGCUGGUCACCGGUGCCAGCGGCUUCAUCGGCUCGACCCUCGUCCGCGGCCUCCUCGGCCGUGGCUACAACGUCCGCGCCGGCGUCCUCAACCCCGAUGAUAGGGCGGAGACGGACCACCUCCUCUCGCUCGCCGCCGGCGCCGGCGACGGCCGCCUCGGCUUCUUCCGCUGCGACCUCCUGGACGGCGCCGCGCUGCUCGACGCGGCGCGGGGGUGCUCGGGCGUCUUCCACCUCGCGUCACCCUGCACCGUCGACCCCGUCAAGGACCCCCAGAACCAGCUGAUGGUGCCCGCGGUAGAAGGGACGCUGAACGUGCUGCGCGCUGCCAAGGACGCCGGCGGAGUGCGGCGGGUAGUGAUCACCUCGUCCAUCUCGGCCAUCGUGCCCAGCCCCGGGUGGCCCGCCGGCGAGGUCCGCGACGAGCGUUGCUGGACCGACAUCGACUACUGCGAGAAGAACGGGGUUUGGUACCCUGCUUCGAAGACACUGGCAGAGAAGGCAGCGUGGAAGUUUGCAGAGGAGAAGGGUCUGGAUGUGGUUGUGGUUAACCCGGGAACAGUGCUGGGCCCCAUGAUUCCACCAGCCAUCAACGCUAGUAUGGCCAUGUUUUGUCGCCUCCUUGAAGGCUGCACAGAGGAGUAUGCCGAUUUCUUCAUGGGGCCAGUGCACGUGGAAGACGUUGCCAUGGCGCAUAUCCUGGUGUUCGAGAACCCAUCGGCGUCGGGGAGGCACAUGUGCGUCCAGUCCAUCUGUCACUGGAGUGACUUCGCGGCCAAAGUCGCCGAGCUCUACCCCAACUACAAAGUGCCCAAGCUCCCCAAGGACACCCAGCCUGGGCUGGUGAGAGAGGAGGUAGGCUCCAAGAAGCUCAUUGCGCUGGGGCUUCAGGUCACCCCCAUGGAGAAGAUCAUCAGGGACGCCGUGGAGAGCCUCAAGAGCCGAGGCCACGUCUCCUGA